Eublepharis macularius is the source of this 5945-nucleotide messenger RNA. RefSeq names its product LIM domain 7 (gene LMO7). Gene Ontology annotation, biological process: regulation of signaling; actomyosin structure organization; regulation of cell adhesion. Lineage: Eukaryota; Metazoa; Chordata; Lepidosauria; Squamata; Eublepharidae. The coding region runs from base 108 to 5258 and encodes 1716 amino acids. Gene Ontology annotation, molecular function: actin binding. The record is from RefSeq and is a predicted model, not a curated record. The transcript has 32 exons.
GUGGGCAGGCGGGGCGCUGCGGUGCGUCUCUAACGGGCGCAGGAGAAGCCGAGCGGGUCGGCGCGACGCGGGAGCCGCCGCCGGGGAGCGCGUGUCCGCGGCCGGCCAUGGACGGAAGAGAAGAUGCCGAGGGCGACGGGGCGUUCGCCGAGGCGCGCCGCUGGGUGGAGGCAGUCACCGGGAAAAGUUUUGGAAACAAGGGUUUUCGUGCUGCUUUGGAAAACGGAGUCCUGCUCUGCGAUCUAAUUAACAAGAUCAAACCUGGCGUCAUCAAAAAGAUUAAUCACCUGUCAACGCCAAUAGCCGGCCUGGAUAAUAUAAAUGUUUUUUUGAAAGCUUGUGAAAACCUUGGAUUAAAAGAAGCUCAGCUUUUUCAUCCGGGUGACCUUCAAGAUCUAUCCAAUCGAGUUACUGUCAAGCAAGAAGAAACCAACAGAAGAGUGAAAAAUGUUUUGAUAACAUUAUAUUGGCUGGGUCGAAAAGCUCACAGCAGCCCUUAUUACAAUGGCCCACACCUUAAUUUAAAAGCCUUUGAAAAAUUGUUAGGCCAAGCUUUGUCAAAGGCUCUUGGAGAAUCUAACAGUCCCAAGCGGAGUGGAAGGGAUAGUGGGUACGGCGAUAUUUGGUAUAUUGAACGUAGCGACUCCAUUUCUUCAUCUGCCAGCCAUAAGAGAGACGAUUCAUUUGAUAGCUUGGAUUCAUUUGGCUCAAGAUCUUCCGCCAGCCUUUCCUCAGACAUAACUCUAAAAGGUUGCAGUGAAGAUUGUGAAAGUGACACAGACUCUGAAACACGCAUAAGGAUGCAUGAUCCCGGUAAAGACGACAUGUCCUAUCGCAGGGUUUCCUUAAUUGAACCCAAGCCUGCUGCGGAGUUCAAUCGUUUUUUACCCGGCAAAACCAAAGCACCAACAUAUAUGCCAGCACCUUUGAGAAAGAAGAGAACAGAAAAGAAUGAAGACAACAGAAGAAGUUGGGCAAGUCCUGUAUUUACUGAGCCAGAUGGAACCUUCUCCAGUAACCAGAGGAGAGCUUUACAACGAGAGAUGGAAUUCAAGUCAACAGCUAACGUCCUUUCAGACUUCUCCAGCUAUUUUGAUGAGGAGGAGGAAGAAAAGACAAUAGGCACCCCAGACAUUGAAACAGAUGACCUUUAUGUUCGCAAAAUAAAUGCUGCAGUGUCAAACAUAAAAGAUGCCUCUCAUAAGUUUCUUCCCAAGUCUUGGACUCCUGGAGAAGAAUUACACUGGAAAAAAGCUGACAGGAUAUCUUUUUCCAAAAAAUGGUAUAUGGACAUUCAAGGAUUCAGUAAAAAAAAAGAUUCUGAAGAGCAAGCUGUGGAAGUCCAGCCAAGCAAUUUCAUCUUUGAUAGUUUGGAUAACGCUUGCAGAGGGGAUCCGAACUUCCUUAAAAGAGCAGCUGAAGGCACGGAGCAGUCACCGUCACAAGCUGCAGAAGGAAAUAUCAGCAGCUCUUCUGAUCUACCCAGUCAGUUUUUAUUUCUCCGGGCCCUGCAAAAAUGUUCUGAUGACUACCUGUCCUCCGAAACUAGGACCAAAAUUGAUCCUUCUUCAGGCCCUAGGCUCAUAACAUGCAGAAAAAGCAAUUAUUUUAGGCCUGGGUACGACCAAAGGGACACUGAAAAUGGAGGCUUCUAUCCAGAUUUGGAGAAUGAUGAUUUGUUUGUUCGUAAGACUGGUGCGUCCCAUGUGAAUCCAGUAGUUCUCCAAGAUUUUGAGUAUCUUAGGCAGUCCUAUAAGCGAGGUCCUCGCUUAGAAGGGGAAAUAGUUCUGCAGCCCAGAGAUGGUGAACCGGUAAUUCCAGAUUUAGAAAAAGAUGAUCUGACGGUCCGUAAGGCUCAGCUACAGAACAGAGACGUGCCCUUGUCGGGUGCCCCUGAUCGAUACCAGGCUGCUCUUUUUCCGGAUCCUUGGAGUCUUCCACCAGAAAUCCAGGCCAAAUUUCUUUGUUUGCUUGAGAAGAAGACAACCUCAACCAAUGAAAGCGGUGGAAAGGUCUUACUACCCUCUUCCUGCCAAAAGAAGGAUGAUAUGCUGGCCCGCAAGAUAGAACUGCUAAAAGUGGGCAUUCAUACGCAGCCAACCAGCUUUUCCCCAGGAACAUGCAGCAAAGAAGAUCUAGAAAAGUGGGAGGCUAUCAGAGAGGCCAGCAAAAUCAAGCACAAGAAACGACAGAUGGUGGAAAGGCUGUUUCAAAAGCUUUCUGAUGAGCAUGGGAGUAAAUCCCUGAAUGAUGUCAGUGCAGAAGAGCUACAAACUAUUCGUCAAGUGCGUUAUGAAGAGCUACAGAGAAUAAAGUCGCAGCUACAGGAGCAAGAUCAACAAUGGCAAGAAGAUCUGGCAAAAUGGAAGAGCCGCCGCAAGAGUUACACUUCUGAUUUGCAGAAGAAAAAAGAAGAGAGAGAAGAAAUUGAGCGGAGAACUUCUGAGAGUUCUGAGAGACGCAUCAAAUCGUUGAAACAAAUGCAGAAGGACAGAGAGGACAGAGAUCAAGGGCUGUACAGUGGUGGUAGCCGGCAGCAAGCAGGACCCAGGUAUUUGUCGAAUGACAGUGUGUUCAACGAAGAGCAAAUGACUUCCGGACCAUCAAAAGAUCACCCUGUUGAAAAUGAUGCUGCCAUCUGUUUGCUGAAGAGCGAAGAAAAUGGUAAAGAGAGUGAUCGAAAAACAGAGACCGUAGCAAGCGUUGAAACUCCAGUUCCACCUAAAAGCACGAGAGAAGAAAAGAGUCAGCCCCCUUUGUCAGCUUACUAUUCAGUCAGUGCCCCAAUUGGGUCAGCUCGGGUUUCAGCUUCUCUCCCAAGAACUUACUCGAAAACUGAUACUGCCAGGCUAACAUCUGUGGUUACACCAAGACCUUUUGGUGUGCAUUCAAGAGGAAUCUCAUCACUUCCCAGGUCGUUCACGAUGGAUGAUGCCUCAAAACAUAAUGGAGAAGUAGACGCAUCCAAGAGAACUCAACGUACAUUCACCAGCAAUUUGUUUUCUAAAGCGGAGGCUGAGAAAAGCCCGUCUCCGAAUAACUUAAGAAAUGCCGAGGAGGACAAGUCUAGGACAAGAGAUCCACUUGCAGAGAAUGCUACUUCUCCCUACCAACCUGCAGAUACUGUUCAUCUUGGCCCUAAAUCAGAGCAAGACUUGAUUACAGCUGUAUCUUCAGCAGUGGAAGAGAGAAGUCUUCAAGAGACGGCGGCUUCAAGGGUACAAGGCCAGUUCAGUGAUAUGAGAAUCAGUAUAAACCAGAAACCAGGAAGCAGUCGGAACUUUGGGUUCACUACGCACUGGAAUCCUUCUGGGGUCUUUGUCAAGUCCAUAGAUGAAGGCAGCCCUGCAGAAUUUUGCCAGUUGAACGUGGAUGACGAAAUCCUGUCCAUCAAUGGCACGAAAGUCUUGCAUAUGGACCAGAGUCAAUGGGAAGAAGCCAUCAGAGGUGCACUAGAAACUGGAAACCUCCUCAUGGAUGUUAGGCGAUACGGGAAGACGGACUGGGGCAAAGACCAGCCUUCCCUGCCGUAUGAAAGGCACAAAAUCCUCAAUCUCACCAGUAUGGCUACCGACAUUAUAGGUACACCAGAAAGCAAAUGGAUUGAUGCGACAUCUGGCGACCACACUUCAGCCAAAGGUCCAAAUAUAUCAGAACCAAAAGACUUAUCCAGCAGUUUCCAGAAUGAGGACAUAGAAACAAAAGUCAAUGGAAUGCAAGGGGACACGACGAGUAACAGUGAGCAAAAAGACACAGAACCUAUUUCUUUGAAAAACUUAAAAAGGCGAUCACAGUUUUUUGAACAAGGAGGCUCAGAACCUGCAAUACCUGAUCUCCCAGUUCCACCCAUAAGUGCUUCUAGCCGCUGGGCUUGGGAUCAAGAAAAAGAGAGGAAGAGACAGGAAAAAUGGCAGGCAGAACAGGAACGUCUGCUUCAGGAGAAAUACCAACGUGAGCAGGAGAAGCUGAAGGAAGAAUGGCUGAAAGCACAGCAAGAGGUUGAGAAGGAGAGCUCUCAAUACUUAACUGAGGAGCAAACUGUAUGGAAGUCAGAUGCUGUGUCCGUAACUGCUCAGGAGCCACCUGCUUCUCAGUGGGAAACAAAUGAAAACGGUAAAGUUGACUGUUAUGACACCAGCAGACGAUGGGAAGAGGAAAGGGAACAGCAGGAUAAGGAAGAAGAAAGGAAACGCCUCCAGGAAGAGCGGAGACGCCAGGAAGAGCAGAGACGCCAGGAAGAGCAGAGACUCCAGGAAGAAGCUGCUUUGCAGGUGGAACAAGAGAGGAAACUCCAGGAACUGCAGCUUGAGGAGGGACAAAAUGGAAGGGACACCUACUAUGCUGAGGAACCAAAGCCCCCGGAAGAAGUAGAACAGAAACCGCAGGUGGUGGAACAACUCAGGGAUAUUCCAGUCCAGAGGCCCCAGUAUCAAAGACAUUAUGAUACAUCAAGAAACUCUGAGCAUCCAGGCUGCUUCAGUGCUGACAAAAAUAAAUCCAGAUCGACUCCUGAUCUAGAUGAUCAUCAUGUGAACAGGAAUGGGAUGAAGAACAAAUAUUCAGAGCAGUCCUGGAAUACGAGUGACUCACAGAGAAGAUCUCAGAAAGAGCAUGGCUUGUCCCCUGCAGAGCAGGAAAGACAGCAGAUCCUUCAGGAAAUGAGAAAGAAGACAUCUCUGCACACAGACAGCAGCUGGAUCAGGCAGCGAAGUUCCAGCAUGCAUAAAGAGUCUGUCAGUCUACCUGGGAGUAAAAUGAGGAGAGGUGAGAGUUUAGAUAAUCUGGAUUCUUCGAGAACGCAUUCUUGGAGGAAUCAUUCUUGGAUGAAUCAAUCUGCAUCUUCAACAUCUUUGUCAUCAAGUCAAGAUUUUGGUCCUCAUGCGCCUCCAGUGGUGUCCACUUCAAACCGUGCCUACAUGCGCACUCCCUCUUCCAGCCUGCCGUCGUCUUCAGCCGGUUCUAUGAAAGCUUCAUCUUUGCCUCACAUUCUCCCAUCUGCUCCAUCUCCUGUUCCCCAUUCUCAGUCCCUAACCUCGCCUUCCCAGUCUGGAACCCACCAGCGCAACAGUGCGUUGGUUGCGAGUGCGACCUUGGGGGGUCCCAGACUGGAACUGAAGUCCGCAUCCGAAACAAUGAGCUCUUCUGCAAUGACUGCUAUCUCAGAUUUAAAACUGGACAGCCAACCAUUAUGUGAUAGCAACCUAAAUACGAGAACACUUCUACAGAUAACGGAGGAGGCUGCUGCUGUAGAUCUAUAAAUAUAUAUAUUGCGUGUGGUUUUUUAAAAAAUUAUAUAUUUUUGCCUGUCUAGAUUAUGUAGAAAAUGCAUUGUAUCCGUUGAAGUUAACAUUUAGUUAUUUAUAAGCAAGUAAUCACAGUAAAACUCGUCUGGAUAAAACACACAUACACACACACUGUUCAAUUUACUCUCUCAUUCCUAUACCUUCCAGUGAGAAAUCUUCUGGUAGUAAAUGCAUCAAGAAUGUUGGAAGCUAAUAUAAAAUAGCUUUAAUUUUUCAAUUAUGUAUGAAGAGGCUAUUUUUGCUCUUUAAUGAGCAUCAUUGAAAUAAUAAAUACGGAUUUGUAACUGCAAUUUCUAUUUUUGAUGUAUAUGCUCCAGGGUUCCGCAGAAUAUUAUGAAAUUGCGUUUAAAGACGCACAGUGGUGGUUGCUGUCUGUAUUUCAGUUUCUAAGCCUUAAGUCGUAUUAUACUUUUAAAGACUAAAAUAUAAAACUUCAGGCUGUUUGCUUGGGGUUCAGGAUUUCAUUGUGUUUGAACAGUUAAAUCUGAUGGGGGGAAAUUGUUCGUGAGAGUUUUUGCCUUUUCAGGUUUGAAAAACGGAGCUCUGCUUGUACCUCAAACAAGUAAAUAAGGCUGAAGAUUUGUUUUCCUCCUGUUGACUUAUUUUGUAUUUGUAAAUAAAGUUGCUGAAGCUGCACUUAAA